AUGAUCAGCGUUAUCGGCGCAGCGAUGCCCAUUGUUUCAAUCGUCGCCUUGUAUUUCAUCAAGACAGAGGAAGGCCGUAUCGGUGCGAUGGCUGCUUUCACGAUCCUAUUUGCGUUCGUCCUUGCUACGUGCACGAAUGCUAGAAGAUUGGAGAUAGCAGCGUCGACAGCCGCUUUUGCUGCAGUAGAAGUGGUCUUCAUUGGUAGCGAUUUAGGCAAAUCUUGA
Molecule: messenger RNA, 225 nt
Organism: Aureobasidium musti
Lineage: Eukaryota; Fungi; Ascomycota; Dothideomycetes; Dothideales; Saccotheciaceae
Source: the annotation of a GenBank genome assembly